ACUAAUAUUUAAAUUUGUUGAUGUUCUGAAACUCUUAAAGGUAUAGUGAACAAACUAUACUUCCGGGGGUAGUAUCUCCUUAUCUAUUAGUUGUCCCACAUGCCCAUCAUUGUGAUGUGCUCAUGUAACUCCACUGUCAAUGGUUGAGAGUCGCAAGAAGCAAACCGCGUACAAGAUGAUGAGAAGAAGAGGAAGGCCUCAGAAGAAAGUAAUGAGACCAAAAGUGUAUUUGAGAGAUUCUUUCACGCCAUCCCCCUGAGGAGCGGAGGAGCAGGCUGUUUCUUUCAGGUAAUUGAAAUUGUGCCAAAAAAAGCCCGUUGGGGGGGAUCCCAGGCCUCAGCCCGGGGCUCAGCAUCAGUCAUCAAGGGAAAAUAGACCGUGGAGUGGCCGCUCUCAGCUUCACCUUUCGUUCUUAAGUUAGAGAGCCACAUCUGCAACCAGCCGGGGAAGCUUUUUCUUCCGUCAGAGCAUCUUCGCUGAGAUGUCGAAUCCAGCGAGCGGUUUACCAGAGAGCGCUGACUUUGUGUCCCGGAUUGGGAUGAUGGAGGACUCCCUCGUCCUCCUGGAGCGAAACCGAUGCUCCGAAGACCCGUGGGACACGGUUGACAUCAAACCCAACAUAGAGGUGCUGGAGCGCGGUGUGCCAGGCCUCUACCUCUCCUGCUACGACAUGCUCCUCACUGAAGACGCCACCUGGGUGGUGAAAGUGUCGGAGGGGUCGCCCGCGCUGGCCGCCCCCACGAACCGCAUGGAGAGCCGGGAGGAGCCCGAGCAGUGCCCCGUCAUUGACAGCCAGGAGCACGGACUCUCCCCUGGGCUGGAGGGCCAGAUGGAGGACCGCUCUCUGGAGCAGGUGCAGAGCAUGGUUGUGGGAGAGGUGCUGAAGGACAUCGAGACAGCCUGCAAGCUGCUCAACAUCACUCCAGACCCUACGGAGUGGAACACGGGAAAUGUCCAGAAGUGGAUGCUGUGGACUGAACACCUGUACAGGUUGCCCCACGCAGGAAAAGCCUUCCAGGAGCUGACAGGGAAGGACCUGUGCGCCAUGAGCGAGGAAGAGUUUCGGCAGCGCUCCCCGCUGUGCGGAGACACACUGUACGCUCACCUGGAUAUAUGGAAGUCAGCUGCCUGGAUGAAAGAGAAGUGUUCAGCUGCAGACACCAAAACUACAGGCAGCGAGGAGCUGUGGUCCGAGGCGGAUUCAUCUUGCUCAGGUCAACCGAUUCAUCUGUGGCAGUUCCUCCGAGAGCUCCUGCUCAAACCUCACAACUAUGGCCGCUGCAUACGCUGGCUGAAUAAAGAAAAAGGUAUUUUUAAAAUCGAAGACUCGGCUCACGUGGCGAGGCUGUGGGGACUCAGAAAGAAUCGACCGGCCAUGAACUACGACAAGCUGAGCCGCUCCAUUCGGCAGUACUACAAAAAGGGCAUCAUCCGCAAACCCGACGUGUCCCAGAGACUGGUGUACCAGUUUGUUCACCCGGUAUGAGGCUCCGGGAGGCUGGGAGGAAGAGGAGGAAGAGGAGGAGGCUGGUGACAUCUACACUGGACUCUGUCUAACAAUGCACUUGAGAGCCUGAGAUGAAAAGUGACUUUGAAACACAUGCACUGAUAAACUUUCAUUGCUGUGUGAAGGCCGUCCUCUGCAGAGGGCAAUGAGGAUGAGAUGGAAAAAUAACAAAGUCUGUUGCUGUUUCUUUUUUUCUUUUCCCGCUGCAGCAUCAAGCAAACACAGAUUACGAUAAACAAACUGCCUUGCCGUUUGCAUGGUCUGCCUGUCGAUGGUCCAGUGAUUAAACUCACAUGUCAAAGCGAAAUGCAUUAACAAACAAGCUCGGGGCAGUCACCCUUGUCCCGCACUCAGUCUUGUCAUAACGUUUUUCUUCAGUCAUCUUCACAGCCAACAUGUAAUGUUGUGCGGCUGAACCUGUUGAGCCACAGCAGGCCCUUUCAAUCUCAUCUGGCAAGGAUGGACGAGGGAAAUUUAGCGGUUUUCUAGGAACUUGGACUCAGGAGUGAGAGCCUUAAAGCUCUCUGUGGCUGAGCUGAGUAAGACACUUCCUGUAAGGUGCAACGUGGUAAAAGAGUGAUAUGUUUUAUCUUGUCUGCUCUGGUUAAUAUAGCAAUAAAUAAAGCAUUUUAAGUCCCUUAAUGUUUGGAAAUGCUAAAAAGAAAAAAAAAACUGAUUACAAUCAAUUCAGUGACAUCACCAGCGUGAAAACAUAUAUAAUUAUUGGACGUGUUAAAUGAAUGACUCGGAGAGCUUUCAGCAUGAAGCAACCAUGAUGCCUAAUUCAGUGCCUUGCAAAAGUAUUCCUUCCCCUUUUGAAUCGUUCACACUUUGCCGCAUUACAGGCACAAACAUGGUUGUAUUUUAGUAAGAUUUUAUGUAAUAGAAAAACACAAAGCACUGCAUAAAUGUGAAGUGAAAGGAAACAUUUUCUAAAAUGUCUACAAAUAAUAUUCUGAAGAGUGUGGAGUGCAUUUGUGUUCGGCCCUGCUGAGUCCUCCACCAGCUUUGAACAUAGAUUUUGGCCCAGUCUCCUUUGCAGAAUAGCCCUAGUUCAGUCAGAUUGGGUGGUGAGCAGGACUUUUCCAGUCUCGCUAAAUGCUUGGUUGGGUUUAUGGACUUUAACUAGGCCAUUAUACCAGAUGAAUGUGGCUUGAUCUAAACAACUUUCUUGUAGCACUGGUCGUAUGUUUAGACUUUUGCUGUCCGACUGGAACCAAGACCCACGAAGAGGCUGAAGAGUUUUGCAGCCUGUGAUUGGUUUUCUUCCCAGAUUCUUCUGCUCCAUCCACUCUUCCAUCUGUUUGCUUUGUCCUCCACGUGACUUGUGGCAAACUGCAGAGGACAUCUUGUGGUUUUCUUUCAGCAACGACUUUCUUUCAACCACAAUUCUAAGAAAACAUAAUCUAAGAGUAGUCCUGUCGACAAUGCUGACAUGGUGAUUGUUCAUGUUGUAGGUGUGGAGUAGUGGUAUACCUCUACUGCAUUACAUUACAUUGUGGGAGGAAGGAGCUCUGUGAAAUGUUCAAGGCUUAGGAUAUUGUUUUAUAACCUAACUGCUUUAAAGUUAUCCACAACUUUACCUCCGACCUGUCUGCUGUAUUUCCUGUUGUUAAUAAUGCGGUUUUUCAACCAUUGUUCUCUAACAAGCCUCUGAGUCCUUUAGAGAGCAGCUGACUUUAUACUCAGAUUACAUUAUAAACAGACGGCUCUGGUUACUAAUUAGGUAACUUCUAAAGACAAGGCAAGUUUAUUUAUAAAGCACUUUUCAGUACUUAGACAAUUCAAAGUGCAACCAAAGGCAUUUGCUUGCACUGGAUUUAUGGGUAUAAGAUAAAAGGGGGGCUUAUUAUAUGUAAAUGUAACACAUUUUUAGAAUUUUGUUGGUAAAAAAUGGGUAACCAUGCAUCAUUUUAGUUCCACUUCAGGUUACUUCAUAACUUUGUACUAGUCUAUCACAACAAAAUCCAAAUAAAUGCAUUAGAGUUU
This is a messenger RNA of Fundulus heteroclitus (mummichog), 3496 nucleotides long. Its product is annotated as SAM pointed domain-containing Ets transcription factor. Gene Ontology annotation, molecular function: DNA-binding transcription factor activity, RNA polymerase II-specific; sequence-specific DNA binding. The transcript has 7 exons. Bases 482 to 1486 code for a protein of 334 amino acids. Gene Ontology annotation, biological process: cell differentiation; regulation of transcription by RNA polymerase II. Lineage: Eukaryota; Metazoa; Chordata; Actinopteri; Cyprinodontiformes; Fundulidae. Gene Ontology annotation, cellular component: nucleus. The record is from RefSeq and is a predicted model, not a curated record.